This is a messenger RNA of Leishmania major strain Friedlin, 2817 nucleotides long. The record is from the annotation of a RefSeq genome assembly. Lineage: Eukaryota; Euglenozoa; Kinetoplastea; Trypanosomatida; Trypanosomatidae.
AUGAACGAAUGAAAGGCGUUUGAGUCUGUCCAUCCAUCGGUGCCAGAGAGCCUCGCGAUGCGCAGCCUGCCGCAGGUGUUUUCUGUACCCCCUCUUCAAACGGCACAAAUGUAUCUUCUGAUGCAAAUGUGGCCGAGGAAUGCGGAGACGGGUGAUGGCAGCAUUUCGAUGUGUCUGUGGUAUUUGCAUUGUGCGGGGUCGAGAUGCUCUACGAGGCGAACGUUUCCGUGUAAUACUGUCGCCGAUGACGCCAUCCGGCUCACCGUGAGCAGCGUGCGGGGGUUUGCAAACAUGAGGGGAAAAUCUGAUGGGACGGCGCUGAUCUUUGUCUUCCGUGUUAAGGGGCGAAGUGAGUACAUAUACGGCUCGCAGCCUCUUAUCAAUUAUUGUUACAUUCGUGACUGUGUGAGCAAGCGGGCGGAGAUAGAUUUGGUCGUGGAGCCCAAAGAAGCGACCCUUUUCGCCGCACCACUGUUUCGCCCGUCCUACCCGUAUCGGACACUUGCCAACCUUUUUCACGCAGAUGCGUCAAAGUUCAGUACCUCUGAAAUCUGUUUGUGGGACUUGCCAGCAAGCUUUCUCUCAGGAUGCCGGCGGUUUCGAAAAGCUUGCCAUCUCCGCGUCGCGCGUGAAGGAGGAAAACGUGCGCGAUUCCUCAAACCUGUACUUUGCAGUUCUUGUGGAGGCGUAUGUUGGCACCUGGUGUUGCUACGAACCCCGAAUCGCUGGCUGGCAGCUGUGCGAGAAUGCAAGGAACAGCCACAGCUUAGCUGCAAGGAUGCACUGGAAGGAUGGCGGAACGGUGACCGGUUGCAUCGAUCUGUCGAAUGGGCCAAGAGAGCUAAAGGUGUGUUUUACGCUGGUGGCUUCCUCGACCGACAGAAUCGUCGGUGCUCGAGCGGCCACUGCAGAGGAAGUGAUUGCCAGUGUGAAAGAGAACGCAAAGAAAACCAACAAUCAAGGUCACUCGGUUUUUUUGUUCGUGGGUACGGCCGCCACGCAGCUUUUCGAUUACACUGCGAAAAUGUGGAUGGGUAUGUGGCGCAUCUAUGGAAUCGCAAGACCCGCGCGAACCUGAUCGGCUUGAACUCUAUCAGCCCCAGUUUCAACGCGUGCACGUUCGAGGUGGAGUUCCCGUGCGUCGACAAGCCUGUUUCUUUCCCCGGUGGUCGACCUCCGCAGCGAAAAGAGGAGGAUGCUCGGCGAAGCUUUGCUGACCGUGAGGGUGCUCUCAGCAGCCAUCUGAUAAACAACGAGGUAGAACAACUGCGCCCGCUUCAGCUGGCGCUGAUGUACGACCCUCUGGUGUACCUCACGAGUGACGACAAAACUAUUCUGUGGAAGUACAGGGAGAUGUUACUCAGCCUACCAAAAGCGAUGGUCAAGGAGAUGAGUGCAGUGAGCUGGCUGAUGCCGUUCGGUGUGUACGAGGCACGCUGCCUUUAGCGUCGAUGGUCCCCGCUGGCUGCGUUCGAUGCGCUGGAGCUGCUUGACGCGCAUUAUGCUGACUUGGUGGUUCGUGAGCAGGCGGUGGAGUACAUUGAUAAAAUGCCGAACUAUGAGCUGCGCGGUUGUAUUCUGCAACUCGUGUAGGUACUCAAGUACGAGCCGUAUCACGACUCUGCGUUAGCGCGUUUUCUCCUUGGGCGGUCGCUUCGCUCGAACCACGUAUUUGCACGCUACGUUUUUCGGUACCUAGCUGCCGAGGUCAAGAAUCUGACCAUUUGCGAGCGACACGGACUCCUUUUGGAGGAACUGGUCAAGUGGUCCCCGCACCGGUCGAAUUACGCGCGGCAAGUGUACGUUUGCAAUGAGCUGCUGAAGUGUGCACUGAAGGUGCAACGGGCACCGACGAAAGAUCGUGUCAAGUGUCUGCGCGCGAGUCUCGCUAAGGUUCAAUUUCCUCAUCGCUUUACUCCCGCUCUGAACCCAUCAGUGGAGUGCUGCGCGGUGAAUAUCGAUGAGUGCAAGGUCACGGAAUCGAAAAUGUCCCCGAUGGCUUGCUUUUCGGAAUUAUCUCGAUCAAGAAGAGCGUUUUUCAUUGGAUUCAAGCCUGGCGACGACCUCAGCCAAGUCCUGCUUACAUUGCAGCUGCUGGAGUUCACGGACAACCUGUGGAAAGCGUCCGGUCUGGACCUUCACCUCAUCCCAUACGGUUGCAUUUCUACCGGAGAAGGCGUUGGCAUGAUGGAAGUGGUGUCGAACAGUGGCACGAUCGCCAAAAUCACCAGCCACGAGGGUGGGGCACAGGCUGCGUUCAAUGUUGACCCGGUCAUAAAUUGGUUACGUGUGUUCAGCCAUGACCGAGGUGAGGUGGAGCGAUGCCUGUGGAAUGUUGUGCGUAGUGUCGCCGGCUACACGGCGGCCACCUACGCCCUGGGAAUCGGUGACAGACAUAACGACAACAUCAUGCUCCGCCAGGAUGGCACCCUCUUUCACAACGAUUUCGGCCACUUUCUGGGCAACUUCAAGAAGUUCGGCAUCAAGCGUGAGACAGCGUGUUUCAUUUUUACUCCCAUGUACCUGCAUGCGAUGGGCGGGUCUAGUAGCCCGAUCUUCAAGUACUUUGUGGACGUAGCAUGCCGAACGUGCAACGCGCUGCGGCGGAACAGCAGCGCACUUAUGAUGCGCUUUAUGCUGGUGCUCUCUACGGGCAUACCGGAGCGACAAACCCUGGAGGAUAUCGAGUGGCUGCGCGCAGUACUUCUUCCUAGCCGCACCGAUGAGGAGGCCUCCGAGCACUACAAAAACCUCAACCACGCACUGAGCAAUUUUCGCACACUGCUGAGCGACUACAUCCAUAUUAUGAUGCAUUGA